GCGCUAGUGCAUUUAUUUGCGUUUUCUCACGGUUCCGUUGCAGUCCAGUACAAUUAUAACAAAUAAAAAAGGAAUUAUUGGCCGUGUUCGUUUACAUGAAUGCACUUUACACCCACAUGCCACACUCCCACACGUGACCAAAAACACGAAAACACACACACCCAACCCCACACACAAACAAAAAAACAAAAACAAACACAGAGUACGGGGAACAACAAGAGAAUGUCAGAAGAUGCGCAUGCGCGGCCGCAGAUUGCUUCCAAUUGUUUUGUCGCUACUCAUCAUCGUUCUGCUGUGCUUCAGCUACAUUUCGAACCAUCUGCGCGACUCCUCAUCCUCCGUGCCCGCCGCCAGCGAUGAAUUCCUGCUCCAGCUGCCCGACGACACCACAUCGGCGCCCAGGCUGCGGCCCCCAGCCGGACCUCUGUUGAACCUCACCGACUUUGAUUAUCUGCUGGCCAGCGAUGUUUGUCGCCGUGCUGACAAAGAGCUUCUGGCUGUGCUAAUUGUCACCUCCUAUGCAGGCCACGACUCCCUGCGCGCCGCUCACCGUCAGGCCAUAGCACAGAGCAAGCUGGCCGAGAUGGGGUUGCAGCGGGUGUUCCUGCUGGCUGCCCUGCCGCCCAGCGAGCGUUUCCUAACCCAGGCGCAGGUGAUCAGUGAGCAGGCCCGCUUUGGGGACCUGCUGCAGGGGAACUUCGUUGAGGACUACCGCAAUCUAAGCUACAAGCAUGUAAUGGGGCUGCGCUGGGCGGCUGGCGAGUGCGAGGGACGCACCAAGUUUAUCAUUAAGCUGGACGACGACAUAAUCUACGAUGUAUUUCACCUGCGCCGCUACCUAGAGUCUUUGGAGGUGGGCCAGCCUACGCUGGCCACCUCGAGCACGCUGCUGGCCGGCUAUGUGCUGGACGCAAAGCCGCCCAUUCGCCUGCAGGCCAACAAGUGGUACGUGACGCGACAGGAGUACCCGCACGCCCUCUACCCGGCCUACCUCUCCGGCUGGCUCUACAUCACCAACGUGGCGACCGCCACCCGGCUCGUGGCGGAGGCGCAGCGGGUGCCCAUCUUCUGGAUCGACGACACGUGGGUGACGGGGGUGGUGCGUGCGCGAUUGGGCAUUCCUCUGGAGCGCCAUAACGACUGGUAUUCGGCCAAUUCGGAGUUCCUCGACUGCUGUGUGCGUGAUCUGAAGCAGCACAAUUUCGAGUGCGAGUACUCCGUGGGGCCCAACGGAGGCAAUGAUAAGCUGCUCGUCGAGUUCCUGCACCACGUGGAGAAGUGCUACUUCGACGAGUGCACCAAGAGGCCAGCGGGCAAGUCUCUCAGGGAUACCUGCGUGGCGGCGGCCACGUCCCGUGUGCCCCAACACGGACUGGCCCAAGUGAAGCCUCUCAAGCUGAGAUGACCUCCGUCCGGUCCACUGGCAACCCAGCAGCUUAAUUUAGACCACCGACACCCAACCAUCCGAUUGUAUCGAAUGUAUCCUGGUGUCCGGGAUAUCCUCUCAUGGUACUCGAUGUAGUUUUUAUUUAUGUUAAGGAUCGCAAUAUCAUCCAUGUACCUCCAGUCUUUUAGUUUAUUUAGGAUUCUUCCGAGUGGAAAUUCCAUCUCCCCAGCCAGCGAGCUGCGCCUUCUCGUCUCAAUUGACGAGCGGAUCAAGCAUUCCCCAUGUCUCUUGUAAGUGAGUUGGAGAGGCAGCCAACAUGCUGGCACCAUGAUUAAUUCCGCUGAUCCCCAUAGAUUAUAACCAGCUCACACCAAGCUCACGUCGAAUAUCUACUGCCCAAAAAGAAGACGAGCUUGCCGCUAACCGGGAGUUCCGAAGCACUAUCCAUUCCAUAGUGGGUUUUGGAACAUCCACUAUCCUUAUAUUUAUGACGUACCAACCCACUAAAUAUAUUUAUGCACUGUCCGUCCCGAACCUAGACUUUAAAUUUUUGCAAACCCGAUAAAAUCAUGACAAUAAAAAUGUUGCCCGUUUAUACGGAAUAUGGUGACUAUUCUUGUAAU
Molecule: messenger RNA, 2010 nt
Organism: Drosophila obscura
Lineage: Eukaryota; Metazoa; Arthropoda; Insecta; Diptera; Drosophilidae
Product: beta-1,3-galactosyltransferase brn
Exons: 2
Coding region: 233-1405 (390 amino acids)
Cellular component (GO): membrane
Molecular function (GO): hexosyltransferase activity
Source: RefSeq, a predicted model, not a curated record